AUGGCCUGCUCGCCGGUUCGCCAGCUGCUUGAAGGUUGCGGCGGCACCGACCGCCUUCGGAUCAACUCGCCGACACUUCGAAGCGUCGCCGUCUGUGAUCGAUACUACACCAAGGGGAUAGUCGUGGAGAAUGCCCCGCGGCUGGAAAGAUUGAUCGGAGCCGACUGGCCUUUCACCACGCCGUACAUCACGGUAAUCUCGGCACCGAAGCUGGAGAUCUUGGGCUCAUUGGUAGACGACUUCUCUAGAUUCAGGCUACCGUCCACAGUUUCUCAGGAAAUGGUUGCUGACAACUUGAAAAUGCCGAUGCGCAGUGUGAAGGCUUUACAUCUCACAUCUUGUGGCCCUAAUCUCAAUUCAGUCGUUGUCUUCCUCAAAUUCUUUCCAUGCUUGGAGAAGUUGUAUAUCACGACAUCUCCGCAGUCGGCCAUGGAAAAUGCGUAUCAGCUUGACCCACAAGAUCCUAUUGAAUGCCUUGACCAUCUCAGAGAAAUAGUGUUGCAGUGUUACGUGGGCAACGAAGCAGAUGUUAACUUUGCCAAGUUCUUUGUUCUGCAUGCUAAAGCACUCGAGUUGAUGAAAUUUGGUGUCAAUGAUGUAUGCACAGAGGAAUGGAGAGCUGAUCAGUACAGGCGUCUGCAGUUUGACUGUAGGGCUUCUCAGAAUGUUCGGUUUGAUUUUAGAUCUGAUUUUAGCUGUAGAAUUGCUAUAUGUUUCCAUGAUAAUCAGAUCCUGUCCAUGGCUGAUCCCUUUGAAAGCUCUUGCAUGCUUUGUAGAAAAGGUUGA
Messenger RNA from Triticum turgidum subsp. durum (durum wheat), 786 nucleotides. The record is from the annotation of a GenBank genome assembly. NCBI's taxonomy places the organism in Eukaryota, Viridiplantae, Streptophyta, Magnoliopsida, Poales, Poaceae.